GCUUAAUAACUACGAUACCUGUCACUAGCGCACUCUAUGGCCUUGUCACUACGGUCGUAAAAGCGGGCGCCGGACGAGUUCUUUUUCUAGCCGCCAUUCGCUACCACACGUGGCUGUGGCACAUCGGCUAAGCCAUGGGUCGCAUCCCAACGGUGCACAGUAAAACGUACGUGACGCCCCGGCGUCCGUUUGAGAAGGAGCGUCUGGACCAGGAGCUGAAGCUCAUCGGCGAGUACGGUCUGCGGAACAAGCGCGAGGUGUGGCGAGUCAAGUACACGCUUGCCAAAAUCCGUAAGGCGGCCCGAGAGCUGCUCACGCUCGACGACAAAGACCCCAAGCGGCUCUUCGAAGGCAAUGCACUACUCCGCCGGCUGGUGCGUGUGGGUGUGCUGGAGGAGAGCAAGAUGAAGCUCGAUUACGUGCUGGGUCUGCGUAUUGAGGACUUUCUGGAGCGUCGCCUGCAGACGCAGGUCUUCAAGCACGGCCUUGCCAAGAGCAUCCACCAUGCCCGUGUGCUCAUCCGACAGAGGCACAUACGGGUCCGCAAGCAAGUGGUGAAUGUGCCCUCGUUCGUGGUGCGGCUCGACUCCGAGAAGCACAUCGACUUCUCGCUCAAGUCUCCCUUCGGUGGUGGCCGCCCCGGACGUGUCAAGAGGAAGAACAUGCGCAAGGCCCAAGGAGGCACUGCACAGGAGGAAGAGGACGAUGACUAGGCUGUGUCGCUCCACUAAAAUAAACAA
Messenger RNA from Rhipicephalus sanguineus (brown dog tick), 740 nucleotides. RefSeq names its product 40S ribosomal protein S9 (gene RpS9). The transcript has 4 exons. NCBI's taxonomy places the organism in Eukaryota, Metazoa, Arthropoda, Arachnida, Ixodida, Ixodidae. Gene Ontology annotation, molecular function: structural constituent of ribosome; rRNA binding. Gene Ontology annotation, cellular component: cytosolic small ribosomal subunit. The record is from RefSeq and is a predicted model, not a curated record. The coding region runs from base 135 to 713 and encodes 192 amino acids. Gene Ontology annotation, biological process: positive regulation of translational fidelity; translation.